Messenger RNA from Dufourea novaeangliae, 2879 nucleotides. RefSeq lists its product as uncharacterized. Gene Ontology annotation, cellular component: cytoplasm; nucleus. The coding region runs from base 72 to 2879 and encodes 935 amino acids. The record is from RefSeq and is a predicted model, not a curated record. The transcript is spliced from 11 exons. Gene Ontology annotation, biological process: carbohydrate metabolic process. Gene Ontology annotation, molecular function: protein binding; beta-N-acetylhexosaminidase activity. NCBI's taxonomy places the organism in Eukaryota, Metazoa, Arthropoda, Insecta, Hymenoptera, Halictidae.
UAGCUGACAUUUAAACAAUUUUCUUAAGAUGUGCGAUAUACAACUUUGAUAUGACAUAAGAACAAGCAGAAAUGCAAGACAUUUGCGAAAAUAUUCGUACAGCUAUUGAACAUGGACGUACCGAUAUAAUUAGAUCCCUUUUAGAUGCAUGUGAAAAUGGUAAUACAGCUGAAGGUAUAACAAAAGAUAAGAUCUUAAAUCAGCCACUGUUAGAAGAAGGUACUUUCCUUUCAUAUGCUGCAAAGAGUAAUCAGCCAGACAUUGUACGAACAUUAUUAAGUUGUGGAGCUAAUCCAGCGAUUCAGAAUGCCAAUGGACACAAUGCUGUAGAUAUUGCAUCAAGCGAUGCAAUACGUCGUACUUACAUUGAAGAAUUACUGAGAGCAACUGCUGCAUCAGAAGUUGACAGAGUAGUGCAGUUAUUAGAAGCAGGGUUAAAUGUAAACUCUUGGGAUUCCCAUGGAAGUAAAAAUACACCUUUGCAUUGGGCAGCUUGUUAUGGAAAUAAAGACAUUGUCACAUGUUUAAUUGAUAGAGGAGCAGAUGUAAAUGCUGUAAAUGGUUGUGGAGCUACACCAUUACAUGAUGCUGUAAAUCGAGGUGAUGUUGCUGUUUGUCAGGAACUAUUACAAGCAGGUGCUAAUCCUCUUGUACGAGCAACCAAAGGAACUUUUGCAGGGAAAACUCCAUAUGAUCUCUCCAGAGGUAAACAACAUCUGCACUGUUUCCUUCAGAGAUUUUUAUCAAAUUUUGUGUCUAAUGACACUGACACUAUGCAUAGUCCAACUGCAUCGUUUACAGAAGGAAACUUCUGUCAGAAAAGCAUUUCAAGUAACAUGAGUCAACUUUCUAUUGAAUCUACUAAAUCUCUAGAUCCAGUGUACGAUCUACCUUUACGCGAAUCAGGCAAAAAUAGUCCAACGAAAAGUACAGAUAAAGAUGGGAUUUAUAAUUUACUUUGGCCACAACCAAAAACUGUUGUUGAACUGAAAAAUUGUUCUGCACCUUUCAUUGCUGGAAAAGAACUUUUUAUAUCUAUAAUACAGGGUAGCGAAUCCAUACAUAGAAUAUUAGAUGUUUGGGAAAUUAGCAGAACUCAUUUAUUGGAGUUGGGCCAUGAUGUAAAAAUUGGUGAAGUGCAUCCAAGCUCUGGCAAAUUACCUAAUGAUAACAGAAUUGAGUGUAUAGUAAACAAGAAAUUGUUUAAUAAACCCGAGGGGUAUCAACUACACAUUUCACAGAACACUGUUAAAGUUGGCGCUGGAAGUUUGGCUGGAUUGCAUUAUGCAGUUUGUACAUUUGUACAAAUAUUACGAUUAAGCAAAAGUCUGAAUAGAUCGGAAGCGUGUGAAAUUGAACCUGUAUUUAUAAAAGAUGAGCCAAGAUUCUCACAUCGGGGUAUAUUAUUGGAUAUCUCGCCCAGAGGUCGUAUACCAAUUUUAGAAUAUUUAUUGCAUAUGAUUGACUUAUGGUCAUCCUUUAAAAUAUCUUAUUUACAUCUGUAUUCGCGAUUAACUCCAAAUUGUGAUUGGCAACUUUGUUAUACGAAAUCAGAAAUGGUUACGCUUGACCGUUACUGCAGGGAUCGGCAUUUAGAUUUAGUUCCAACCUUAGAUGUUGAUUCUAACGUGGGUCAGCAUCACUUAUCGCAAAUGUGGCCUAUAUUUCAAGAAUUAUUAGCAGUAUUUCCAACUUUAAGUUAUGUCCAUGUUGGGCCCAGGCUAGCUAGUUUGCUAGUUCAAGCGGACAAUUUUGAUUUGAACUUGUCCAUUAAUGAGACUAUAGAAACAGAUAUGUCUGAAGUAUUUAAAUCGUAUUCUUGUCUUCAAGAACUAUGGCAUAUUUUGAAUCUGAGUUCAAGUACAACUUUGAUGCUUUGUUCGAACGGUUUACAUUCCAAACCAGAAUUUAAUAAUAUACCCAACAACAUUAUUCUCGUUGAAUAUGGAUUUCAGGCAGAUUAUGAUUUUUCUGAGUGGACAGAAGCAUUUACAAUAACUGGUGGUAAUGUUUUACCCAGUUCUGGAACAGCAAGUUAUAAUAGCUUAGCAGGAUGUCCAGCAUCAACGUAUGCAAACACAAAAAAUGCAAUGAAGACUUCGUUAGAACAAGAGUCGGUAGGAAUACUUGUAGCACACUGGUCAGGAAGUCAUCAUCUUACCCCUCAUCCUUUUGCUUGGAUUGGAUAUUUAAUAGCAGCAGGAUUAGCAUGGAACCCAGCCAGUGAAAUAGACAUGUGCGUGGACGACAAUUACGAAAUCUCUGAACUGUUUGGAUUAAGGCAAAAAUCUAUUACGAAGUUGCUGGAUAUUCACGUUUUCCAAGAUUCAGAAUACAAAAUUGGCAACGCAAUAUUAGAACUAGGCCGUUUAGAUACGUUGGUACUUACCUUAAGUAAAAACCAAGGAGCUAAAGAUCUGCAACAGAUUCCUGAUAAUCGAGGGUCAACAUUGUACAGAUUAUUAACAGACCCUGAUAAUGUAAAUUUGGAGUACCUUUCAGCUGAUUUAUUUGCAAAAGUCACGAAACAAGUUAAACGUAUUUCCCAUUCAUUGUAUGAUGUCAAUUUAUCGUCAAAGUUUGCGUCCAUGGAAAUACAAGAGCUUCAGUUGACCUCUGAUUUAAUGUUAACAGCAUGCAAAAUCGGAAGGACACUAAUUGGAGUUGGUGUUAAUCCUAAUAGCAAUAUGGGUCUCGCAGUUAUUAAUUUAGGAGUAUGUAAUCUUCCACCUACAUUUAGGACUGAUGUAGCAAAUAAAAUGUUGGCUCACAUAGAGCAAUAUAAGGGUUCAUGGUUACAGAGGCAUUUACCUCAGGGCCUUCAAAGCUCUUUACUAGUCUUAACUAGUGCUUUACAUAGGUUUGUGCCAGAAACAUAA